AUGCGCGUGUCUUUGAGUGAUGGCGAAUUGCGAAUUGGUUCACUGCCGCGCCCUCCUCGUGUUGUGGGCAAGUGUGUCGGGAAACCUCUGCAACUUUGGAUUUGGCUUGAAUUACAUCUUUUUGAGCCAUCAGUGGUAUUUUAUGACUCAAAACCGCGUGCUGUUGCAACAACUACUCCAUCGGCACAAACAUCGGGAACAACAACACCGGCCUCCAUUGAAUCUAUGGCCGCAUGUAGUCCGUGGAUGACAGCAACUCGUGGAUCUCAGCAAGCUGCGCUAUCUCUACCCCCGACUUCGCAAUCAUUGUCGUUUCCUGCACAACCGGCUUUGUCUUCGAGGAAGCACACUACUUUGUCCUCCUCCUCUUCCUCUUCCUCAUCAAUCUCCUCCCAGGAAGUUCACUCCACUGCAGGUGUUCUGGAAUCCCUUUUGAUGGGUGGUUAUGUUGCUCCAGACUCUCGCCACAGACGCAUUUCUGGCUCUUCUGUCGCCACUGCCACCACAACGACAACCACAAUUGCUAUCGCUGCACGACAUCGAAAUGCUUCUGAGGCGGCAUCAGUGGAUAAUGGCUGUGGUGUUUCUGAAUGUCGCCAAGCUCUCUCAGGUAGCGGACCAUCCUCGACUUGUUGCCAGGUUCCCAAGUCAAGCAGCUGCUUCAGUUUCAAUGGUGUGGAAUGGCCCAUGGCUACCUCAACUAUCAAUGGCAGUAGCAAUACCACUAGCCCUACAACUAGUACUCGAAAUGAAACACCAAAUUCGACACCCCAUUUACUAAUGAGUCCGAUUUCCUCCUCCUCCUGUUCGUCUUUGGCUCAUCUGUUGAGACACGGGUGUCCACCGGCCUCGGUGGUAUCUGCCAACGCCACUGUUACUACUUCAUUUACUCUUGCACCAACCACCACUUUAGUGACGGCCGUAGGAGUUUCAGAGCCUAUACCCAGUCCCACGAUAUCUACGGCUUGUGCUGUCCGAGCUAGUCGACUAGCUGCUUCUGCUGCUGUUGGUGCUACUUCGAGGAUGGCCAAGGUUGCGCCUUCAAGGCCUCUUGAUUGUCCUCUCUCCAUCAUUGUUGAUCCGCAGCCUCCAAGUGGAGCGAAAAGCACUGCUCAUCGUCCGCCAAGUUGUAAGUAUUUUGCAUUUAACAAUUGUGAUCUUCAUGUCAUUGACGAGUAUUGGAACUCCGUUGCUGAUAGCGUAAGCUCUGUGGAUUUUGUAGAUGAAGAUGGCCUAUCACCAAAGAUACAUGGUCCGCCUCCAUCCAAAUUACCAUCAUUGGCACCGCAAACAAUGGAUUCUCGCUUCCUUACACAGGAAACUGCCAACAACAACAUUAUCGGCAACCUUCAACUCCAAAACAACGCAAGCAGUGGCGGUAGCACUGGUGUCAUAACUCGCAAAGCUAACAUCCGCGACACCAGUGAGGAUGAGGACGCCGCACUGGCCAACUCCUCACUUUGCCGUCUUCUACAAGGUCCCGAUCCACGCUGGGAGACGGUGACGGCGGAAGUAGAUGCAACAGUGCAGGAAGAUGUUCCUGUCGCGCCUCCACCCCCUCCCCCUUCCUUCUUCGAACUCCCUUCUGACGUCCUUGUUGUCAGUAGCGGUGGCAGCGGCGAAGUGAGGCGUACACGCUACGACUCCUGCCCAAUGGCUUUGCGGCAACCAUUGUCCGUUCCUACCCCAUCCCACGUCCUUGUAACCUCGGUACCUCCAUCGCAAUCGGUGGCGCCCACGGUGAAAACGCCGGUGGCAGCAAAAGGAUCAAUUGGUGGAUGUGUUGUAAUUGGCAGCGGCGCCAGUGGGGGAAGCUGCUGUAGGGGAUCCAGCUCGUCUGCUCCGCCUUCCGCAGUCAACUCGAUGGAUGUCAGCAACUCGUCUCCCGUGACUCUGGAGAGAAAUCGUAGAGCUGCUGCAGCAGCAGCAGCACAAAUCGCAGAGGAAGCGGAACAUCAACGUCGACAACGCCCCAGUUCACGUCACCUCUUGGAGCGACAGCGUCUUCUGUUCCAACAAAACGUUGGUCAAGUCACGACCUACGGAUCAGGAAGUCAUAGUCUGCUAGAGGGAACUCUGGGCCAUCAUCAUCAUCAGCAGCAGCGGCAGCAGCAGCAAUCCCUGCCCAAUUGUGGCUUUAGUAGCAGCGGAAGUGAUGUUCCCUCAAGCUCUUCCACCGCUGCUUGCUGUCACAUUCAAUCGGUGGGAGGCGAGGGAUUCUGUGAGCUCGAUGCUCCACUGCUGACACCAACUCCUGUGACGCCAGCUUCACAGACGCAGACUCUAGUUAAUCAAAGAACGCCGUUGGAGGACUUCUCUCGCCGCAUGAAGGAAAUUGCGCCCAAUGUGCGUGUAUCACCCACGGGCUACCACCAUCACUUUCCUGUUCCCACUCUCUACCCUCCUGAUCAGCAAGAGCAGCACCAACAACAACGGAUGUCACAACUUCAGCCAGUCUAUGAAUAUUCGGGUGGGCACUUGGCACCCGUAAACUACGAGUAUCAAGAUCACCAGCAGACUGGAUCUUCACCUCAGGGCCUCCUCACAGGAACUUCCCCGCAUUACGAUAAUCCUGCUCUUGGAUCUCCACCGCCUUACACCCCCCACCCGUCCCCUAUUCAGCCCAAAUUAUUAAGCCAUCACCAGUACCACAACCUUCAACACCAUACUAAUUCUCAUCAUCCUCAUCAAUGCCAACAACAAUUACAUCGGCAAAGUCAACAACCGUACUACAACACUCAAGCUCCUCCCCACCAUCAGCAGCAACAGCAUUUGCUCUACCACCAACAGAGACCAUCACUGCCACAGUCACCGUCACCACACACUGUUUGCGGUUCUGAAACUUAUGCGAAUUUCCCUAGUAUGGGUUACUUCGACUCACAGUUCAGCUUUCAACACCAGCAUCACACGGUGAUGCAUCAGCAGCCGCCACCACAACCUCCUAACUAUGUGUCACCACUAUCUUUGGCACUUCAGCAGAAUCAAUCGCUUCCUCAUUCUCAGGUAAAGGCAAGUCUGCGUGAGAAGGUGACAAGUCGUUGCCAAGUUAGGAACAUGGAUAUCAUGGCAACCGGCUCCUCACCUCCGCCUCCUCCCACCUCCGCCAUACCAACGCACUCUGCAGGCUUGGCAGUUUCAGCAAUGAUUGGUCAGAAGCGUCCACAUCCCCCGGACAGCCUGAAGGGUGGUAUCGGAGGUGGUGGGGAUAAGUAUUUUUAUAACCCACCUCCGCCGCAUCACCCUUCGCCUCCUCACUACCAUCAGAGCUUUGAGCAGGUGGGUUCUGAAAUGGAUUUGCCCUUCCUGGAUGGUUCGACCUACGAAGGCUAUGAAAUAUCUCGCCAACAAGCGCCAUUACCAACACAACCACCAUCGCCACAGCGGCAUUUUACCGAACGCCGUCCGUCGAUGCUGUUUGAAGCGCAGCAAUGUGCACCUGUCUGCGAUAGCAACAGCGUUGACAGCACAAACGGCAUUACCACUGUCAACAACAAUACCGACUGCAGCAACAAAGUGAAUGAGGAUAUUCAACUCACUGCUGAUAUUGUCAAUGACGUUCUCGAAUGUAAGUAUUCAAAUUUUACCAAUUUAUGGAGGUGGUCGCGUCUUAUUUUUAAUGUCUUUAUCGGGUUCCCUUGCAAGACCUCGCAAGGCUUGUGA
Messenger RNA from Hydatigera taeniaeformis, 3660 nucleotides. NCBI's taxonomy places the organism in Eukaryota, Metazoa, Platyhelminthes, Cestoda, Cyclophyllidea, Taeniidae. The record is from the annotation of a GenBank genome assembly.